Messenger RNA from Armigeres subalbatus, 1417 nucleotides. RefSeq lists its product as uncharacterized. The record is from RefSeq and is a predicted model, not a curated record. Gene Ontology annotation, biological process: lipid catabolic process. The transcript has 3 exons. Gene Ontology annotation, molecular function: lipase activity. The coding region runs from base 48 to 1265 and encodes 405 amino acids. Lineage: Eukaryota; Metazoa; Arthropoda; Insecta; Diptera; Culicidae.
CUCGCUUUUGGUGAUACUGAGUUGGUGUAGAAUAGUCACCAUCGAAGAUGCUACGAUCGAAGUCGAUACUUUUGGUGGUUCUUGUUGUGGCGUGCUGCGGUUCUGCCGUGACUACGAUUCGCGUGUUGGAUCGCUUCAAGAGUCGCGUCGAUCUGAGGGUGGUUCGCCGGCACCGUUUGCGUGAAUUGCGUGAGUUGACCGGAUUUGGUUUCACACCCACGUUCCGCCUGUUGGACCCCGACAGUGGUAGUAACGAACUCUUCCAGUUGGGAAGCACAAGCAAUGCCACCAGCACAAAUCAUAUCCAAAACGGGACGGACCAGGCGAGUGAGGACUUUGCCGAAAUGGAGAUAAGUGAAAGUGAUCUGGCGGAGGCCUCCGUGGGACAGGAACGAACGCCGAUUAUAAGCUCGAUUUUUGAGCAGCAUGUGAUCUUUCGGUUCUAUCAUGGAAACAACUUGACCAAAACCAUCACUCUUCGUAGCACCCCACUCCUGACCAGCACCGAAUGCUCAACAAAGGAAAAGUUUUCCAUCAUCGUACAUGGGUGGCACGAAAACUGCUACGAAACCUUCUGGGUGAAAGAUCUGCGACGCAAUCUGGACGUUUACCGUGGAGGGUGCGUCAUUUGUAUGGAUUAUUCCACUUUUUCGAGCGGUGGCUAUCCUUAUUUGUUCAGGAGAUUCAACGAUAUUGGCUCAGUUUUGUUAAAAUUCAUACGAAUCCUACAAUACGAAGGCAUGCAGCUGGACAACUUGUUCAUGUUCGGCUUCAGCUUCGGAGGUCAACUGGUGCUGGACGCGGGCAAUCAGGUCGGGUUCAACGCAAUCGAGGCCAUCGACACCUGCGACAUGGCAGGCCCCGGGUUCGAUCAGGAUCGGUUCUUCAAAGGAGUCCACUUCCGGAAUGCAGCGAAAAAUGUGCAGUGCAUUCACACCAGUAUCGACAAAGGUACGAAACUGAUGAACAAGUGUCACCAAGAUUGGCGAAUGGGUCAAUGCGGAUUUAGACAGCCCGCUUCCGGUAAACCUCCACUGGGUUCGCAUGGACUGUGUCCGGUUUUCUACAAUUUGGCUUUCGAAGAAAAUUUCUACGCUGAGUUGAAGCCACUAGAUUGUAUUACGCUAAGGGAUCCUGUAGCAGAUUAUCCAAGUGGCUACAAGAUGGGAUAUUUGGAACACCGAAAAAGUCAAGUCCGAGGAGAGCUAUACGCACAAACAGCAGAACAGUUUCCGUACAUUGUUUCCCAACAACCGGAAGCCUAAAUAUAUUGAUAUGAAUGUUCCAGCUAAAUGACCCUAGUGACUGAAUGCAUAUAUUUUUAUACCAGUGAUAAAACCUGUAACCUGUUUCUUUUGAAGCAUUUUCGCCAUUAAUUUAUUAUUUACAUUUUUAGAAUAUAUAUUGAAUAGGAUAA